AUGUCUGAAAGCAAAGGGGCAGAGGAGACGAAUCAGCCUGUUGUCACCGUGGAUUCCUCAAACAUCAUCAAAGUGACUGUGAAGACUCUCAAGCAGAAGGAGCAGUUUGAGGUGGCUCAGAGCAGCACCAUCCAGGAGUUUAAAAUAGAAGUUGCCAAGCGUUUCAAAACACUCCCUGGUCUGCUGGUCCUGAUAUUUGCUGGGAAAGUCCUCAAGGAUCAAGACACUUUGAGCCAGCAUGGAGUUCACAGUGGGGUCAGCAUUCAUGUGGUCAUCAGGCCCCAAAAGAGACCACAGGACAGCCCGGCAGAUCAAGGAGGAAGGACCACUCUGUUGCAACCUCCCAGCCACAGCCUGGAUCUGAACACCAUCAACAACAAUGCAUUUUUGCUAGGGUUCCUCCUUGGGGUGACAGGUGUUUAUCUCCUAGGCCUAGACUCAACAGACGUGAUGGACCUGAUGAGUAGCAUUCAAGAACAGGAUGUGCACAGCUUGAUAAGUGAGAUGGUGCAGAGCAACCUUGACAGUGUCGAUCUUGUCAGGGAUCUCAUCAUGUCCAACCCUCGGAUGCAGCAGCUGGCUGAAGAAAAUCCCGAGAUCGGUCAGAUUCUCACCAACCCCUGUACUAUCAGAGAAAUAUUAGAGGCCUCCAACAGUCCUGCCGUAAUGCAAGAGAUGAUAAGGAACCGUGAUGUGGCCAUGAACAACCUCGAAAGCAUCCCUGGUGGGUACAGUGCUCUGGAGCAGUUGUACAGGGAAUUUGAGGAGCCAAUCUUGGAUGCUGUACAGGCACAGCUGGGCAACAACCCGUUUGAUUCCUUGGACAGUAACCCACCCCUGAGUGGAGCCAGGCUACCAGCCCACACUGAAAACCGGAGGCCAUUACCCAACCCUUGGGCUCCGCGAUCCAACAGAGUCCGCGAUAAUGCAGAUGAUGAUGAUGAUGAGCUUGCCAGCAGCAGUGUAGGCGACAGUUUUGCCUCGCCGAGUUUGGCUCCUGCAGCAGAUGCAGUGGUACCCAACUCGGGGGAGGUUCAGAGCAUGGUUCGGCAGCUAACAGGAAACCCAGAACUCAUGCACAACCUGGAGUGUGCGUUAACAAACCCCGACAGCCCAGCACGAAUGCUGCUGAAUAGCGCUCGUCUAUCAAGCGAUAGGAAUUCUCUGCCUGAAGAUCAAUGGGCACAGCAGCUGCCACUGGAGAUGGAGGACACUGAGAUUUCGUCCUUGCUGAGAAACCCCAGAGCAUUGCGGGCGUUGCUGCAGAUCCAGCUGGGAUUACAGACCCUCUCAGUAGAAGUACCAGAUUUCAUACAUAGUUUGGAGGACUCACCUGUGGAUCUGGAAAGCAUGGAUGACUCGGCACAAAGCAGUGAGUCUGAGGAGGAGGCAAUUUUGGUGUCAGACGAGGAGGAAGAAGAAAAUCAGAUGGCGAUGGUUGACAAGGUGCCACAGACCAGAUUUAAGAGACAAAUGGAGCAGCUCAGUGCCAUGGGCUUCCAGGACCAAAGUGCAAACUUGCAGGCACUGAUUGAUGCAGAAGGAGACAUCAGUGCAGCAGCGGAGAUACUGGCAAAAGGACCAUCAUCAAAUGAGAUACCGUAA
Molecule: messenger RNA, 1605 nt
Organism: Charadrius vociferus (killdeer)
Lineage: Eukaryota; Metazoa; Chordata; Aves; Charadriiformes; Charadriidae
Product: ubiquilin-2-like
Exons: 2
Coding region: 1-1605 (534 amino acids)
Biological process (GO): ubiquitin-dependent protein catabolic process
Cellular component (GO): cytosol
Molecular function (GO): polyubiquitin modification-dependent protein binding
Source: RefSeq, a predicted model, not a curated record